GCGUCGCAUCGUACUGACGUGACGCACGGUUGCAAAUCCUGCCGUCAACACCACUCUCAUCCGGCCCCACCUCACCUGCCAUCGCUUAUCCCAAAUCCCAAAUUCCUCUCGAGCCUCGAGCCUCUCUCGACAGCAUGGGUUCCGACUUCAAAGCCAUCCCUCUUAUCGAUAUUGGCGCGCUCGUCGAGAAGAUCGAUGAUCCUGACAUGGCCAACGACGAGGGUUUGUUGGACGUCAUCCGGUUGCUGGACAACGCUUGUAAGGAGGCUGGAUUCUUCUAUGUGAGAGGCCAUGGGAUUUCGGAGUCGCUAAUGACAGAAGUUAGGGAUAUCACGCGCAAGUUCUUCCAGCUUCCUCACGAGGAAAAACUGAAGAUCAAAAUGACACCUCAGAGUGGAUAUAGAGGGUAUCAGAGAGUUGGGGAAAAUGUUACCAAGGGUAAACCUGAUAUGCAUGAAGCAAUUGAUUGCUACACGCCUAUCGAACCAGGCAAAUAUGGAGAUCUUGCUAAACCAAUGGAAGGAUCUAAUUUGUGGCCGGAGAACCCAUCAAAUUUUCACACGCUGCUACAAAACUAUACAAGCCUUUUACGGGAUCUUUCAAGAAAGAUCAUGCGAGGUAUAGCCUUGGCAUUGGGUGCACCGUUGGAUGCUUUCGAAGGCGAAACAGCAGGAGAUGCUUUCUGGGUUCUCAGAUUGAUUGGAUAUCCAGUGUCAGCUGACAUCCCGCAAGAGCAACUCACUGAUACCGGGUGUGGAGCUCAUACAGAUUAUGGCUUUCUGACUCUGGUUAACCAGGAUGAUGACAUAUGUGCUCUUGAGGUCAGAAACCUGUCUGGUGAGUGGAUAUACGCUAAGCCGGUACCUGGAACCUUUGUUUGCAACAUUGGUGACAUGUUAAAGGUUUGGUCCAAUGGGAUAUAUCAGCCCACACUCCACAGAGUCGUCAACAACUCCCCUCGUUACCGUGUAUCUGUCGCCUUCUUCUACGAGUCGAACUUCGACGCUGCGGUGGAGCCCGUGAAGUUCUGCCGGGAGAAGACGGGCGGCGUUGCCAAGUACGAGAAGGUCGUCUACGGGGAGCACCUGGUUCAGAAAGUCCUCACCAACUUCGUCAUGUAAACGGCUGGGGCAGGGGAGGGGAAAGAGAACAUAUUCUGUAAAAAGUACUGAAAAUGUUGGAGCCGCUCAUGGUGUUUCAUCAAUCAAUAAAACCUAUGGCUUUUGCUUCA
Molecule: messenger RNA, 1231 nt
Organism: Lolium perenne
Lineage: Eukaryota; Viridiplantae; Streptophyta; Magnoliopsida; Poales; Poaceae
Product: homoarginine-6-hydroxylase 2-ODD-233
Source: RefSeq, a predicted model, not a curated record